This is a messenger RNA of Bombyx mori (domestic silkworm), 2425 nucleotides long. Its product is annotated as asparagine-rich protein. Lineage: Eukaryota; Metazoa; Arthropoda; Insecta; Lepidoptera; Bombycidae. The record is from RefSeq and is marked provisional.
AUGGAGACACUAAUAGUGUUGUUUGCUGUGAUAUACACUAUCAUAGCAGCCCCAGCCCAGUUAGGGGAACAUUUAGAUACAUUUAAAACACUAAAUGGUGAUUUUUCUGACACAACAGUACGAGAAAGAAAGUCAACAGCUCAAGCAGAAUUAGAUCAUCAUUUAAAUCAAAACGUUGAUGAUGGCAUAUCAAAUGGGAGAAGUUUACAUGCUAAGAAACCAAUUAUUGUCAAGAAGAAAAUUGGAUAUCAUUUAUAUCGUGAUUCAGACGAAGAAAAAAGAUUAACUAGUUCUCGUGAAAACUGUAAUGAGAAGGUAAAGGUUAAGUUAUGUGACGAAGAAGCUGCUUUAACAUCGACUGGUAUGGGGCGUAGCACUACGACUGAAGAUAUUGAUGAUCAUUUAAUGUCCGAAGAAGAUAUGAAACAAAGUUUGAAAAUGGCAAAAGAAGCAAUAGCGAAUCUAGAAAGAGAUCUACAAAAAAUGGAUACUAAGUCCAGUCCAAAAUCAGCGCAGAUGGACGAGAUCAAUUUGGAAGCUGGUGCUGAAGUUCGUAAAGAUAUAGAUGUAGCAAAAGAAGCACUUGAACAAAUUCAUCAAAAUUUUGGAAACUUGGAGUCUAUGAGCUUACAUGCUUCGACGUCGGAUGAUCCGGGCUCAAUACAUAACGUUCAUUUAACUGUAGCAAAAACAGAGGAAGAAAGAAUUGCUCAAUGGAAAGAGGCCAUGGAGAAUAUUCAAAAAAAUAUAGAAAUUGCACGCAAUAUAGAAGACAGUUUUAAAUUCGAUGAUAACGAAAAAUUGGUAGACGAAAACUCUUUUUUGGAAGCAUCGAGCUCUGAAAUUCUUAACGCAAAUACACAGCUGACUGAAAAAAGCUCAGCGAACAAAGAUGAUAUGAAUACUGCAGCUUCCAACGUUCACGAAUCUGAUGCCAAAAACGAAGCCAAAUUUGAAAAUAAUAAUUUAGGGAAUGAUCAUAAGACCACGUUAAGAAGUUCACUGGAAUCUGAACUUAGUGAUAAUAUAUUGAAAAAGCAACUAGGAUCAAUGUCCAUGAAUGAACAUUUUCAUACUAAUAAUGAAAUUGGAGCAACUAAGGUUUCCAAAAAUGCAGAUUUAGAGAUAAACACGGAGAGAAUAAGUUUCGAUUUGAAACCUGAAAAUAAUGAUGAAAAACCGACAAUACAAUCAAAAUCUAAUGAGUAUUCAAAACCAGAAUCUGAAAAAGAUAACAAAAAUACAUAUAAAAAAGAAGAAAUUAUCGAAAAAUUAAAUGAUACUACUCAUAUAAUCAAUAACUCAAACUCUCAUGGAACUGAUCAAAAAGCUGAAUCUGCUACAGAAAAUAGAAAAACGCAAGAAAGACAACCGACAGAAAACGAUAAUGUGACGAAGGUUUCAGUUCAAAUGAACAAUGAUAAGAACGAAGGAUUAAUGAAAUCGGCCGAUAUUGAACAUAUGCCUAAAAUUAAUGAGCCAGCACAACAUUUAUCUGGAACGAAUGAUAAUAUAAAGAAAGCUGCCAUGCCUAACUCUAAGAACAACGAAAUGAGUACAGCACAAUCCAAAUUUGAGGAAUCCAAUAAUUUUCGAAUUGCAAAUCACAAUAGUCAUUCAGUGGGUCACCAUCAAACAUCAACAAUGAAGGAUGUAAAUCAUUUAGAUACGAUGAGAGCACAUAUGCGCAUGGACCCUGUACAUAAAAACUUAAAUGAUCAUUUAAUUCAUGGACAAGUUUAUCACGAUGAUCACAUUGAUACUGCUUUUCAUUCCAACAUGAGGGAUUCCUUAAAUGGCUUUAGACCUGAUAGUACAAUGUUCCAAUGGAAGCCUAGUCAAGAGAGAACCGUAUAUGGCCCUGCAAUGUCCUCUCACACGGGAUCAAGUGCUGUCGGCGUAUUUCCAAACGCAAACAUCGGAAGUUGUGGAAUUCCACUAUUACUAAGUUGUUCGCCGUCGGUAACAUCUGGAAGUUUAGCUAAAGCACUUCCAUCAGGAUAUUCGGCGCCAGCGUACAGAAUGGAAGAAGACUUUGCAGUCAUUCCGAACAAAAGAGAAAUCAAGAAAAGUAAUGAAAUACCAAGCGUUAAUUUUAAAACCAUGACCACCAGCACGAAAAUGAAAAUGUCUAAAACUAAUUUUGAUAAGAAAUUACGAUAAAAUACAUGAAAUUGAGCAGCAUUUUACCAUUUAAGGAAUUUAAUUGUUUAUUUUUGCCUAAACUUUUCUAAAGUACAUUAUUUAUUCAAUUGUAAGUUUUACGUGAAUACAUCACAAAUAAAUAAAAUUCAUCGGUUAUUUUCAGUAAUAUUCGAAAACAUUGUAAUGCAUGUAACACAAUAUAUAUAAUAUCUAUAUAAUAUCUAUUGCUUCUUUGUUAAGAAAUGACAAAAUGUGAAAGAAAUAAAACAAAAUAUAAGAA